Molecule: messenger RNA, 3336 nt
Organism: Verticillium alfalfae VaMs.102
Lineage: Eukaryota; Fungi; Ascomycota; Sordariomycetes; Glomerellales; Plectosphaerellaceae
Exons: 4
Coding region: 1-3336 (1111 amino acids)
Biological process (GO): proteolysis
Molecular function (GO): protein binding; serine-type endopeptidase activity
Source: RefSeq, a predicted model, not a curated record
AUGGACACUCCAAAGACGCCGAUUGAGGGCAGCGCCUUUCUGCCAGUUGGCGAACCGGAUGGUGAUGAGGAGCACAACAUGAGCGCUGUAGAAAGCGAGCUCGACGAUGAGGCGGAGAACGACGACGAUGAGACCGAUGACGAUGAUGAGAGUCAUGCGUCGUCGGAGGAAGACCCGGAAGUCUCAAAACCCAUUCAGACGAAGAUCUUCGAAGCGAUCGAGAAGAUCAAAACGAAGACCUACAAGCUCGGCAAUCGCGACCAGCGCAAGCGGUUCUUCGACACCUACGGCGAAGCCAUGAAGAACCGAACUGAGGACGACGAUCUUACGUUUCUGCACGUUCUUCUCAAUACGCGUGACAUACCGGUCAAGACGCUCGAGUCGCCCGUCAAGCACAUUGUGCAGAAGUACCCUCGACUGCUCCUCGAGGCUGACCGCGAGAAGAAGACGCCGCUGUACAUCGCCAUCGAGUCCUCCAAGAUGAGCCGCCUCGCCGAGAUCAUGAUCGACGGCUGCAAGUACUUCGACAGGGCCCUUGCUAAGCCAUGUCGUGAGAAGGGCGAGAACUGCCUGCAUCUUGCCAUGCGAUCGCGACAUCUGCCGGGUGCCGUCAAGCAGAAAUUUAUCAGGCUUGCGCCCAAAGAGGCCAUUUACGCUCAGGACAGCAAGGGCUACACCCCGCUCCAUUACGCUGUCGAAUUCAAGCGUGCGAAUGAGGAGCAGCUCGAGGUUGUCAAGCAACUCAUCGCCAAGGACGACACGGCAUUUCUCAAGGUCACCAAGGCUCCCGAUCCCCGGUCGGUGUAUCAGUAUGCAGAGCACACUCGCCUUACCUACGACGUCCCAAAGGCAUCAACAAGGACCCCCACAAGCUCCAGAUCAAAGGAUAAGAAUGCCGACUCGAGGACGCCAGGAGAGCAAGACGCAUCCAGGGAUCAGCCUGAGCCACAAGCAACGGCAGCGCCCAAGCGUGAACUAGACCCCAAGUCCAAGCGGGAGGCCGAGAGAAAAGCGCGCGAGGAGAUAGAGGCGCGACAGAAGAAGGAAGCCAGUUCGCGCCAUGGUCAGGGCAGAAACGAGAACCCCGAUGUUAAGUCUCGUGAGCCUGUGGGCCCGCCGCCCGUUGAUGGAUCGCGGAAAGGGGACGCCGUCGAUCCGCUAAUCCGGUCGCUCACCCGCAAAGCUACUGUCACAUUUGAUGAGACGGCAAAGGAAAAGUCUUCACGCAAGUCUCGCAAGACGGUCGAAGAUCCCAAAGAAGCUGAGGAAACGAAGAAGAAGCUGGAGGAGUGGUCAGCGAAGAUCCGUUUGGAGCUCAAGCUGCAUUGCAUGAGGACCAGAGCUCCGGAUGAGACGACACGGUUCUUGUACGGGAAGAAUAAGGCUGGCACACAAAUCUGUUUCGAGUACUUCGGCGCUCCAGCUGCCAUCAAGUCUCGCGAUUUCAAAGCUAGUUUCGAGCACCUCCGUUUUGAUGAGGUCCUGCAAUAUGUUGCCUUUCCUCGUCUUGAAGUCGAGCCCAAGCCGGCUCUACACCCGAGAACUAACGCCGCAGACGAGGACUAUCCCCUCGAGAACCUAGGACGCGGCCUGACUGACAUGAUCUACUUCUUCGACUGGCUUCGCAAGAAAAAUGUUAAGCGCAUUAUCAGAGUCAUCGUACAGGAGGUCGACGGUCAGCCUUCGCACAGUGACGAGGCUAUCGAGCGGGCAUUGGCUGGCUUUCAGGUCGAGGCACUGGACUGGCAGAAGCCAGAUCUCGACCCAGAUACGAUAUGUGCCGUCAGCGAAGAACUAAGGGAACUGACGCUCCACUGGCGAGGAAACAAUGCCGUGCUGAAGGGCUGGAGUGAUAACGACGGCCUUCGCCGGCUGCGGCAUCUGGAGAAGGUCCAUAUGCACAUUCAUCGGCUGCCUGCUGGGUACGAUGAGAAGGCAGAAGUUAACCCAAUGACCCAGGACCUUGAGACCGUUGAUCGAUCCCUGCUGUACUUUCAAAGGUUCUGCAAGAGACUCAAUGAGGAUUGUGUUCCAGCCGCUCGAGAGGCACCGCUACCAACAGACGAGGCUAGGCUGUCCAUCUCGAUUCCCAACGGCAACGGCAUUGGCGAUGAUGCAUCUGAAGUAAGCAGAGAUGAUCAGGGUGAAAAGAUCGAGACAUUGGCCUUCGCGCGUCGCAAACCCGUGCAGGUUAUCUCACACAACAACGACAUCAGAGCAGACACAUCCCUUGGCGCUACACCCUCUGCCUCGCAAGCAGAGGCCAAGGCGCAGGCAACUUCUCAUCGCUGGCUUGACACAACUGAUAACUUUGCUGACAUGAUUCAAAACGUGUGGAUGACUGCCAUGCGCAAGGGUCGCGGGGGGCCAACUCGUGACCAACCUCUGCUGAAGCAUGUCGUUGUUGCUCUCAUCGACGAUGGAGUUGACAUGCAUGAUCAAUCUCUCCAGGGCAAGAUCCUCGAUGGUCAAACAUUCGACCACGGAGACGACUUCCGCGUUCGUCCAUACUGGGUGUCGGAAAAGGGCCACGGUACAGUCAUGGCAAACAUGAUCUGCCGAGUCUGCCCCAUGGUCAAGAUUGUGGCCAUCCGCUUGGAUACAAGAGCUUCAUCCACUCCAGGCAAGACGAGCAUUGUUGUUCGAAGUGCGGCAGAGGCCAUCGAAGCGGCCGUCGAGAAGGACGCGCACAUCAUCUCCAUGUCCUGGACUGUCGCUCCACCCACCGACACCGAGGAUAAGGAGAAGUUCGACGAGGCGAUCCGUAUUGCUGCCAAGCAGAAGAUCCUCAUGUUUUGCUCCUCCAGCGACGGCGGCCACUAUUCCGACACUGACUACCCGAGCGCCAGUGCCCGCGACAGCCUAUUCCGCAUUGGCGCCGCCCAAGACGACGGUCUUCCGUACUCGUGGGCUGGGCCCGUCGACAAACUCGACUACAUUUUCCCCGGCGUGGAGGUGGUGCAGCGCAGCUCGCGGCCAGCACCAGGUACGCUCGCCAAAUGGAAGCCCGAAACAGGGUCCAGCAUCGCAACCGCUCUAGCGGCUGGGCUGGCGGCGUUGGUGGUGUACUGCGUCAAGAUAGGGGCGCUGCAUACGCAGAGUAAUCCAGGGGCCAAGACAACCGGCGUCACGGCAGCUGACGUUGACCUGAUCAAGAUGCACAAGAACAUGAAGCAGGCUUUCGACGGAAUCGGUGCAAGCCGGGAGACGCAGCACAAGUUCAUCGAGGUCUGGCGGUUGUUUGAGUCGGCGGUUGGCGAGCUGAGAUCAGGAGACCAUGACAGCCGCAUGGCGGUGAUUGCCAACUUGGCAAGGAACCUGGUGCGAAGGUCAUGA